Linum trigynum is the source of this 2156-nucleotide messenger RNA. NCBI's taxonomy places the organism in Eukaryota, Viridiplantae, Streptophyta, Magnoliopsida, Malpighiales, Linaceae. The record is from the annotation of a GenBank genome assembly.
CUGAUGAUAUGAACAAUUAUAAACUAAAUGAUAUGAUAUUUGAGCUCGAGCUAUCUCUUAAUUUAAUUGAUGAGAGCCGAACUCAGGUAACAAACAAGACAAAGUUUUCGUAAACAAGCUAAUCUCGAGCUCACUCAUUUUAAUGAGCCGUGUUCAAACUGGGUCAAAACUCGUCUAGACUAAACUCAUGUGUAGUCAUAUAUAUACAAGAAUAAGAAUACCAUUAUCUUUAUCUCUCGUAUAUAAUAAUUAUUCAUUUUUAAGCAUAAAAGAAUAUUUAUAUAUUGUAUCAUGUACCAAUACAGAGUAUCUGGCCAUUUUGGGAUCCUCCACUCUCCAAUCCCAGAUUCGAGCAUAUCAACGAUAAUUUUCGUUUUUCUUUUCCUUUUUAUCUUCCAAGUGAGCACUUUGUUUAAUUUCUAAUUGGUGAUUUAAUAUCCAACUAAUCUCCAUUAUCCCAAAAAAAAAACAUAUAUCCAACUAAUUAAAUCCUAAAUUCACUUAUGCUUCCAAAGGCUUGGAUUCAGCUCUAAACCAGCCAUAUGAUGGAAGAUAAUUUUAAGGAGAUACGACAACUAUAAUCGUUAUAGUCAUUUUUCCAAUAUGUAAUUUAUCGGAAUAGCAACAGAACAACUCAUGUGAGUAAUCAUAAAUCUCGCUCAACGCGUUUCCUACAAUUUUGAUAGAUUAUAAUUAUCAUUAUUAUUGAUUAUUGAUCUUGAACCUAUACACGUAUCUAUUAGUUUCUCGAAGUAUAUAUAUGAAGGAAGAAAAUAUCGAAUUUAAAACAUGUUCUUCAUCAAUGUAGUGACUAGUGAGCACAAAAUUUCUAUAUAUGUUCAAGUGAAAAAGAAAAAGAAAAAUAACCAUUAAAAAAAUCUGGAAGGCAAUGGGCCUCCACAUGAAAUGACGAGGGAGUGAAUCUUGAACGCAGCAUGAGCCUGGGCCCAUAUCUUAGAGCGUGACGGGCCGUCAUCUUAACAGUUUUAUGACUACACGACGAAACUGCCACUGUUCCUUGCUCCACGCUGAAAGCCUAACCUAUUUUACAUCAUAUUAAUUAAUUAAUUAAUUGGCUCAUUUGUAUAUGUAACAAGAUUAGAUUGGAGCAAUAGAAUAGGAAGACUAAGAUCUCCAGUUAGAUUCUUCAAAGUACAGCUACUCCUGAUAGGUACAAUUUGUUUUCGUAGUUUAAGUGGAGUCCAAUUAUAUCUUUAUCUCAUUACUACGUUAGUUUUCUUUUGUCUAUACGUUACUAUAUCGCUUUCAUACAAUUGAUACGUUCAUCUCAUCUUUCUAUUUAAUAUGAGCAACUUUGUCAGUACAUUUUCUUGCUCAUUAGAUCAUUUGCCAGUAUUAUUUUAGGUUAUCAAUACUCUAGAACCUAAUCCUCACCCUGCUCAAGUUGAGUUUAAUAGCAAUACAAUCAGCAGAGUCUAAUAUCAAUCUAUAACAUUUUUCUAACAAAUCGUCAUGUAUGUUACAGAAACUUUACCAGAAGUAAGCAACGGGAGGAUCCACCAACAAUCUACAAACAUUUUCCACAACAAACAAACAAGUACAACAGCUUGAGGUUCAUCACAAAACUUGGACCAAACACCAGAAAGAUACAAGGGGGGAACUCAAACUCGUGUCUAGAUUGCAGAAGGGAAGUGAUGCCAGCGGCGGGUUCUCUGUCUAACACGCCUUACAACUCCUUCUGCAGUAGCCAGGAAGUUCAGCUGAACCCAGCAUGUACUCGGGAUUCUUGGUGCACUCCCCUAGGGCUGCCCACCUCUCGCAGCUCUCAUUCUGGUCGGUGCAGUUCCCGCCAACCUCUACGUUCUUGUCGAAUGAGUCCACGUGGAUCCACUUUGUUGCUGACCAUUUCUCGCCCUCGAUCACUGGGCAACCAGCAUGGAGGCUGCUGGUGUCCGGUAUGGCUGUUGGGAGCAGGCUGAAGAAUAACAGUGCAUCUCCUCUUCGUGGUUUCACUGCAAGGUUUUAGUUCGAAACACUAGUGAGCUGAGAUGAUGAGAUGACACCCACUCUGGGGAAAAGGAAAUUGAACAAGAAAGAGAAAAUUGAGAUGGCCCCAAUGUCCUAUUGUCAAUAAAGCAGUUGAUCAUCAUGUACGAGUUCUGUGCCUAAAUGGUCAUUAAACUAUGUGGUUUGCA